AUGGACGCAAAAGUGAGGAAAUGGUCACAUUAUUUGAAAUCGUCUGAUUGUAGAAUGCCUCGGAUCGAAUUCGACCCGAAACUUGAUUUCAAAGAUGUACUUCUACGCCCCAAGAGAUCAACGUUAAAAAGUAGAGCUGAUGUGGAUCUCGCACGAGAAUUUACCUUCAAAAACUCGAAGAAGACCUACAAUGGUAUACCAGUAGUAGCCUCCAAUAUGGAUACGGUAGGAACAUUUGAAAUGGCCACUGCUCUUGCUCAACACAAGCUAUUUACCACAAUACAUAAACACUAUACCCUUGAUCAAUGGAAGGGUUUCUUUGAGAACAACAAAGAAGACGAGGACUUUUUUCAACAUGUUGCGGUGUCUUCAGGGAUUUCCGAUAAGGAUUUUGACAAGCUACGGUCUAUCUGCAAAGAGAUACCAUCUUUGGACUAUAUAUGCUUAGAUGUUGCAAACGGAUACUCUGAAACCUUCAUCGACUUCAUACGCAAAGUUCGAGAGGCAUUUCCGAGGCAUACGAUAAUGGCUGGAAACGUGGUCACGGGCGAGAUGGUUGAAGAGCUUCUGAUCUCUGGUGCUGAUAUUAUCAAGGUAGGUAUCGGCCCAGGAUCUGUCUGUACAACGCGGAAGAAAACGGGAGUGGGAUACCCACAACUUAGUGCGGUGUUGGAAUGCGCCGAUGCUGCUCACGGUCUACGGGGUCAUGUAAUAAGCGAUGGUGGAUGCACGAAUUCUGGUGAUGUUGCAAAAGCUUUUGGAGCAGGAGCCGAUUUCGUGAUGAUUGGCGGUUUAUUUGCUGGUCACGAUCAGUGUGGGGGCGAAGUUAUUGAGCAAAAUGGAAGAAAGUUCAAGCUCUUCUAUGGAAUGAGUUCAGACACAGCGAUGAACAAACAUCACGGUAGCGUAGCCGAAUAUAGAGCUAGUGAAGGAAAAACCAUUACCAUUCCCUACAGGGGUGAUGUGAAUCUGACUGUUCUCGAUAUACUCGGUGGUCUUCGAUCUGCAUGUACAUAUACGGGUUCUGCUAAGUUGAAGGAACUGCCAAAACGGACAACGUUUAUCCGCGUAACUCAACAAACUAAUGGCAUAUAUGUACCAUUUGAAGUUCCGAGCAAGAUAUAGAAUCUAAGUUCUUUAGGAGUUAGGAUAUAGUUUACAUGUUUGAAAGCUGCUUGAGGUGACAUCUCCUGUACAGAUAAAAGUUGA
Cylicocyclus nassatus is the source of this 1209-nucleotide messenger RNA. The record is from the annotation of a GenBank genome assembly. NCBI's taxonomy places the organism in Eukaryota, Metazoa, Nematoda, Chromadorea, Rhabditida, Strongylidae.